Messenger RNA from Didymodactylos carnosus, 1521 nucleotides. Lineage: Eukaryota; Metazoa; Rotifera; Eurotatoria; Philodinida; Philodinidae. The record is from the annotation of a GenBank genome assembly.
AUGACAUUUUGGGAUGAAAUGGAGUUAAUACUUAUUUGUAUUGCUAUUAUCAUCGUUACGUUUUUAACUAUAUUUGGAAAUUUAUUUGUAUUAUUUGCAUUUUAUAAUGAUCCACGUCUACUCACAGCAAGUAAUAAUUUUAUCCUGUCAAUGGCCAUCGCUGAUUUUCUUGUAGGACUUUGUAUGCCAUUUUAUUCGUUUGUUGAAAUUAAACAUUUGUGGCCAUUUGGUCAGCUAUUUUGUAAAAUAUGGUUGACAGUCGACGAUAUUGCAACACAUGCAAGUGUUCUCAGUAUAGUAGCCAUUACUAUCGAAAGAUAUUGGAGUAUUAAUCAUUCUGCACACUAUCGAAAACAUAUAACAAACACAAGAAUUCGAUUUUGUUCACUUCUUAUAUGGUUAAUACCAUUAAUCAAUUUUGCGCCGGGUAUUUGGUUCUUAAAGCCAAAACGACACAUUGAAAUAAAUGUAAACUCAACAUUAUCAGUCCGAAAAAAUGAACCAUGUAUUGGUGCCUACCAUAAUUAUACAUUCUACUUAAUCAUUGCUCAAUUUAAUUUUUUUGUUUGGCCUCUCAUCGUGAUUAUUAUUCUCAAUUUAUUGAUUGUUAUUAACCUGUAUAAAAGAUCUCAGCGAUUUCCAACAUUAACAUGUGGAACCGUAAAAGUUUCUCGUUUGCAACAACGACGUCAUACACUUCCUGCAUCAUGUCAACAUGAAACACAAUUGGAGAAAAAACCAUCGACGGAACAACUGUUAUUUCAACAUAAAAGUAGCGAAUUAGAAUGGGCACAACCAACAGAUAAUUCUAAUCCAAUUCUCUAUGAAAAUUACAUCAAAUAUAAAAAUUUACACGAUAUAUUUCGCUAUUGUAUCAAUUCAACAAGAGAAUUAGAAUUAAGCAAGGGUGAUGAAAAAUCCAUUGUACCAGUGGAUCACAAUAUUCAAAUGCGGCCGAUCAUUGAAAUUGAUCCACAAAGUGACCAGGACUCGAAUUUAUCUGCACAAAAGAAAAAGAAAUUUUUAGAUUCUUUCAAACAGGCUCGAUGUCGAAUGAAACAUAGACGAAAACAACAUCAAAAUUCUCAAAAAUCUCUUGAAAAUCUCACUGAUUCGAUUACGAAAUCGAAUUAUUCUAGCUCAAAGUCGACUCGUACAUUACGUCAGUCAUUAUUUUCAUGGCGAAAUAGUUCAGUGCUAUUACCUUCAAAUGGCGGUGAACAGCACAGGACAGUUCGUCGUUUAAGACGCGAUAAACGUGCAGCCACAUCAUUAUUAAUCCUUGUUCUUGUAUUUAUGAUAUUUUUACUACCCUAUGUUGUCAUUGUGAUAUGUGGGCGAAUAUUCAAAAUACCGUUAACAGAAAACACGAAUAAAAUAUAUUCGAUUGCAUUCUGGUUACUAUGGCUCAACUCGACAGUUAAUCCAUUUCUUUAUUUGUUUAUUCAACCCCGUUUCAAAGAUGCAUAUAAAAAAUUGUACCAAAGAUUAAUUCAUAGAAGAUUUUGUAAUAAAUUAUAG